Molecule: messenger RNA, 583 nt
Organism: Gorilla gorilla gorilla (western lowland gorilla)
Lineage: Eukaryota; Metazoa; Chordata; Mammalia; Primates; Hominidae
Product: large ribosomal subunit protein uL6-like
Biological process (GO): cytoplasmic translation
Cellular component (GO): ribosome; cytosolic large ribosomal subunit
Molecular function (GO): structural constituent of ribosome; rRNA binding
Source: RefSeq, a predicted model, not a curated record
AUGAAGACCAUUCGCAGCAAUCAGACUGUCGACAUUCCGGAAAAUGUCAUUACUCUGAAGGGAUGCAAAGUUAUUGUGAAGGGCCCCAGAGGAACUCUGUGGAGGGACUUCAAUCACAUCAGUAUAGAACUCAGUCUUCUUGUAAAUAAAAAAAAGAGGCUCCAGCUUAACAACUUGUGGUGAGGUAACAGAAAGGAACCGGCUAUGGUUCGGACUAUUUGUAGUCAUGUACAGAACAUGAUCAAGGCUGUUACACUGGGCUUCCAUUACAAGAUGAGGUCUGUGUAUGCUCACUUCCCCAUCAACAUCAUUACCCAGGAGAAUGGGUCUUUUGUUGAAAUCCGAAAUUUCUUGGGUGAAAAAUACAUCCGCAGGGUUAGGAUGAGACCAGGUGUUGCUUGUUCAGUAUGUCAAACCCAGAAACACGAAUUAAUCCUUGAAGGAAAUGACAUUGAGCUUGUUUCAAAUUCAGCGGCUUUGAUUCAGCAAGCAACAACAGUUAAAAACAAGCAUAUCAGGACAUUUUUGGAUGGUAUCUAUGUCUCUGAAAAAGGAACUGCUCAGCAUGCUGAUGAAUAAGAUC